AUGGGAAAGUCUGGGUUUCCCUCGGGGCCCUCGCCGGACUCCGCUUGGGCAGCCGCCUCCUCCGCGGCGAUCGCCGCCGCCAACUCCUCAUCCGCAUCCACCUCCCCCAAGGGGGCCGCCGCAGCCUCCGCUGCAGCUGCGGCGCUGGCCUCAGCCGCCGCCGCCGCCGCCGCCGCCGCCACGGCCCGGGCGGCCUCCUCCUCCUCGUCGUCCUCCUCCUCCUCUCUAGCCAGGGCGGCCGCCACCUCCCCCAGGGUGGCCUCCGCCGCUGCCUCCUCGCCCGAGGCCUCCGCCUCCACCUCAGCCUCCACCUCUGCUUCCGCCUCCGCCACGGAGGCCUCCGCCACGGCCUCCGCCACGGUCGCCGCCGCCGCCUCCGGGGCGGAGAGGCGGGGAAGGGCCGGUGGGUGCCGGAACCCGGGCCGGGGGCGUGAGCGCGAGCGGCCGGAGGGGGGCCUGGCUCCGGUCGAACUGGGAGAGCGAGUCACCGGGAUGGCGAGCGCGGCCGGGAGCGCGCCGGUCCGAGUCGCCGCAGCCCGCUGCUGCCGCCGCCGCCGCUCGGUCGUGGGCUAG
Messenger RNA from Jaculus jaculus (lesser Egyptian jerboa), 573 nucleotides. RefSeq names its product antifreeze protein Maxi-like. The transcript is spliced from 2 exons. The coding region runs from base 1 to 573 and encodes 190 amino acids. The record is from RefSeq and is a predicted model, not a curated record. Lineage: Eukaryota; Metazoa; Chordata; Mammalia; Rodentia; Dipodidae.